Messenger RNA from Benincasa hispida (wax gourd), 776 nucleotides. Its product is annotated as plastid transcriptionally active protein. Lineage: Eukaryota; Viridiplantae; Streptophyta; Magnoliopsida; Cucurbitales; Cucurbitaceae. The record is from RefSeq and is a predicted model, not a curated record.
UAUCUCUUCUGUUCUAUCUGGUUCGCGCCAAGCUCCGCCACCCGACUCUCUCAACGCUCUCUUUCACCAGAAAUGAUACCGAAGCAAUUGCGAACAGUCUUCACCGGCGCCGCCGUCAUCCUCGGCGGAAUUUGCACUCUCAACUUCGCUUCUUUUCUCACUAUUCAAACGCUUCGUCUCACCGCUGAAGCCAAACGGAGAAAGAUUGCUUUGCCCUGCAAGGCUUGUAGAGGAAAAGGAUUCUAUAUAUGCAAAUUAUGCCAAGGAAAUGCUGUCAUUCAGUGGUCGCCAUUGUCUGAUCCUAUUGCCAUGAACCCCUGUGUGUGCCCGACUUGUGAGGGAAACAGGGUACAACGUUGCCUAAACUGCCUAGGUAAAGGAUAUGAAGUAUGAUUGAUUUAUGACAUUGACAACAAGUGUGAAUUGGCCUAUAUGAUUCUCAGAAAAGUCAGAAGAAUUGUCUUGUAAGAUUGGUCGAGGUGUACACAAGCUGGUCCGGACACUCACUGAUGUAAAAAAAAGAAGGAUAGAGAAAAAUAAAAAACCUUCCUGUCUUUUUUGUGAUUAUAAACGACUGUUAUUAUACAUUUUUCUUCAUUGUUUUUUCAUUAUUUGGAAAUUGUAGGUUCGUUUCUAGUUUGUGAAACUUUGGAAUUAUAGAUAUAAUUGUUGGUGUGGGUCGUGGCCUUGUGGGUGAACUAUGCAUGCAUAGUAUUGCAUACAACUGGGAUAUCUUUGUAUACGUUUCUGAUUCUCCUUUUAUUUUUGUUUGGUGU